Molecule: messenger RNA, 761 nt
Organism: Nanorana parkeri
Lineage: Eukaryota; Metazoa; Chordata; Amphibia; Anura; Dicroglossidae
Product: sorting nexin-19-like
Exons: 7
Cellular component (GO): intracellular membrane-bounded organelle; early endosome membrane
Molecular function (GO): phosphatidylinositol binding
Source: RefSeq, a predicted model, not a curated record
ACCGUGUGUCUUUGUGCAGCAAUUGUGCGCGGUGCCGGAGAUCGCGAGCAGCGAGGAGGUGCAGGAGUUCUUGGCUCUGAACACCGAUGCCAGGAUUGCGUUUGUCAAGAAGCCGUUCCUGGUGUCCCGGAUCGAUAAGAUUGUGGUGAACGCCAUUGUGGACACGCUGAAGACGGCAUUCCCGCGAUCGGAGCCGCAGAGCCCGACGGAUGAGCUGAGUGAGAACGAGGUGGACGGCAAGUCUCAGAAUGACAAGAGAAGCACCAAAGGUCUCUCGGCCGUGGCGCUGGAGGUCCUCUGGUUGGUAAUGAGGGAACAGUGGAGUUGGCUUUGCACGGACAACAUGCAGAAAGUGACGCGUGUGCUGUGCGGAAGCCUCAUCCAGCGGUGGCUGGAGGUCCAGGUGGACAAUGUCACCUGCAUGCAGCGAUGGGCGUUGUACCUGCGUUUACUGCGACAAGCAAUCUGGCCGGGAGGGGCUCUGCGCACUCAGCCGCGGCCGCCGAGGACCCGGACGCAGAGGGACGCAGCUUACGAUCAGGCCCUGCAAAGCCUCAUGGGUAUUAUACCGGAUCUGGUCCAGGAGAUGCUGGGAGUCCAGAAGUGUUGCCAGGCCUGGAAGUCUAUCCUGGAUUCCCUCCAGCACCCCCCGAUUACCAGGCAUUUGCUGUACUGUGUAUGGGACAUCCUGCUGGAGAGUGUGAUCGCCGCACCGGCCUCAUAGAAGACUCCGCCCACUACAGACUGGAUUACAGAUCGGG